Messenger RNA from Trifolium pratense (red clover), 3189 nucleotides. Its product is annotated as pentatricopeptide repeat-containing protein At4g20770. Gene Ontology annotation, biological process: RNA modification. The record is from RefSeq and is a predicted model, not a curated record. The coding region runs from base 157 to 2475 and encodes 772 amino acids. Gene Ontology annotation, molecular function: RNA binding; protein binding. Lineage: Eukaryota; Viridiplantae; Streptophyta; Magnoliopsida; Fabales; Fabaceae. The transcript is spliced from 2 exons.
AGAACUUUAUAAACACAACCGAACUGGAAACAUCACAGCCAUUGAAGCUAACAACAUUGUUGCUAGUUGAGCCAUAAUUUAAAGAUGAACUAAGAAAAUUACUAAGCCACAAUAUAUAAGAGUGUUCCAAACCACAUUAGAGUGUUCUGAAUAUUGAUGGAAAGCAAGAGUUUGAAUUUGGCAAAUCUAUUGCAAUCUUGCAUAACCAACAAAUCUCUAUUAUCCGCCAAAAUCAUCCAUGCUAGAUUAUUCCGUUUCACCCUUUUCUCAGACACUUUCCUCUCAAACCACCUCAUUGAACUCUACUCUAAGUGCAAUGAAAUCACUUCUGCACACAACGUGUUCGACAAAAUUCCCCACAAAAACAUUUUUUCCUAUAACGCCAUUUUGUCGGCUUAUUGCAAAUCAAACAACUUGCAAAAUGCCUGUCGUUUAUUCCUUCAAAUGCCUGAAAGAAACACGGUUUCGUUGAACACCAUAAUCACCACCAUGGUUCGAAAUGGAUAUGAACGACAGGCAUUGGAAACUUAUGAUUCAAUGAUGAUACAUGAUUCAGUUAAACCUUCCCAUAUAACAUUUGCUACUGUUUUUAGUGCUUGUGGUGCUUUAUUAGAUGCACAUUGUGGUAGGAGAAAUCAUGGGUUGGUGAUCAAGGUUGGUCUUGAUGGUAAUAUUUAUGUGGGUAAUGCACUUUUGUGUAUGUAUUCUAAGUGUGGCUUAAAUGGCGAUGCUUUUCGUGUUUUUGAGGAUGUUCAUGAACCUAACGAGGUUACUUUUACUACAAUGAUGGGUGGGCUAUCGCAAACAAACCAAGUUAAAGAAGCUUUGGAAUUGUUUAGACUCAUGUUGAGAAAAGGGAUUCGUGUUGAUUCUGUUUCGUUGUCCACCAUAUUGGGUAUAUGUGCAAAAGGAGCAUCUUUCAGUGUCUGUGAUGAUAGUCGUGGUUUAUUGACUAAUGGACAGGGAAAACAGAUUCAUAAUCUCGCAAUUAAACUUGGUCUUGAGAGAGACCUUCAUUUGAGCAAUUCUUUGCUUGAUAUGUAUGCUAAAACUGGGGACAUGGAUUGUGCUGAAAAGGUUUUUGUUAAUAUGGAUAAGCACAGUAUUGUUUCUUGGAAUAUAAUGAUAUCUGGGUAUGGGAACAAAUGCAACAGUGAGAAAGCUGUUGAGUAUUUUCAGAGGAUGCAAUGUUGCGGAUAUGAACCAGAUGAUGUUACUUAUAUUAAUAUCCUCACAGCUUGUGUUAAAUCUGGGGAUGUUAAAGUCGGGCGUCGAAUAUUUGACUGCAUGCCGCGCCCGAGUUUGAUUUCAUGGAAUGCCAUACUUUCGGGGUAUAGCCAGAGUGAAGAUCAUGGAGAGGCAGUUGAACUGUUUAGAAAGAUGCAGUUUCAAUGGCAGCAUCCUGAUAGGACUACUUUGGCCAUUAUUCUCAGUUCAUGUGCUGAGUUGGGACUUCUUGAGGCUGGAAAACAAGUUCAUGCAGUUUCGCAAAAGCUUGGAUUUUAUGAUGAUGUGUAUGUUGCCAGUAGCCUUAUUAAUGUGUACUCGAAAUGUGGGAAAAUGGAAUUGUCUGAGCAUGUAUUCAGUAAACUGUCUGAACUAGAUGUUGUUUGUUGGAACUCAAUGAUAGCUGGGUUCUCAAUCAAUUCUCUUGAACAAGAUGCUUUGGCUUUUUUUAAACGGAUGAGACAAUUUGGCUUCUCUCCUUCCAAGUUUUCUUUUACCACCAUAGCAAGCUCUUGUGCGAAACUUUCCUCUUUGUUUCAAGGACAACAAAUCCAUGCUCAGAUCGUAAAAGAUGGUUAUGUAGAUAAUGUAUUUGUGGGUAGUUCUCUCGUAGAAAUGUACUGUAAAUGUGGGGAUGUAGGUGCAGCCAGAUCUUACUUCGAUAUCAUGCCUGGUAAAAAUAUUGUUACUUGGAAUGAAAUGAUACACGGUUAUGCGCAAAAUGGUUAUGGUCAUGAGGCUGUGUGUCUUUAUAAGGAUAUGAUUUCAUCUGGCGAAAAACCUGAUGAUAUUACUUUUAUUGCUGUUUUAACUGCUUGUAGCCACUCGGCAUUGGUCGAAGAAGGGGUCGAUAUAUUUAAUGCAAUGCUACAAAAAUUCGAAGUGGUGCCAAAGUUGGAUCAUUAUACAUGCAUCAUAGAUUGUCUAGGCCGAGCAGGAAGAUUUCAUGAAGUAGAAGUCAUUCUAGAUACCAUGCCGUAUAAAGAUGACACAAUUGUAUGGGAGGUUGUGUUAAGCUCAUGCCGUGUUCAUGCUAACUUGAGCUUGGGAAAAAGAGCAGCUGAGGAACUCUAUCGACUGGACCCACAAAAUUCUGCACCUUACGUGCUUCUUGCCAACAUGUAUUCUUCUAUGGGAAGAUGGGAUGAUGCACAAGUUGUUAGAGUUCUGAUGAGUGAUAACCAGGUAAAUAAGGAUCCUGGUUAUAGCCGGAGUGAAUUCAAGUAUGAUGUACAAAGCAUUGUGUAAAACAAACAAUGGCUUUUAUUGCUUGGAGAUAAACUCAAUUCUAUAAGAUCUCAUUAAUUUCUCCAAAUGGUGCUCUCAAACCACUCCACAGGUGGAAGUCCAACUUAUUGGAUUGCUUACUAAACUGGAGUUCCAUGUCAUCUAUAUCACGGUAGUUGCAGCGUCAAUUGUUUGAGCUGAACAGGGGCAGUUUCAUGAAUUAGAAGUCAUUCUAGAUUGUGUUGCGAUCAUGCUGUAUUCAUGCUAACUUGAGCUUAGCAAAAAGAGAAAAUGAGCAACUCUAUCAACUGGAGUCACAUAAUUUUGCACCUUAUGUGCUUCUUGGCUACAUGUAUUCUUGAUCAUAUAAUUAUGAGAUAAUAAAUAUUUUUCAAUCUCAUUGUUCCGAAGACAAUAAUUAUGAACACAGAGCAGGAACGAGAAGAGACUAAUUUAUGGAGGACUAGCAUUGGUUCAGAUAUGUGGAGAAUGCUACUUAGGCAAUAAUGAAUUUGUUUUUUUGAAGAAGCUAAAUCAGCCCACCAAAAUUGGCACCAGAGGACUAGUAUAGGCUCAGAUAUGUGGAGAAUGCUACUUAGGCAAUAAUGAGUUUGUUACGAAAAGAUUUAAAAUUUCUAUCGUUUUUAUUUUCUUUAUUCAAACUUUAUAAUUUAUUUAUGUAAUAAAUAAAAAAGUUAGAAUUUUUCAACAAAAAUAAAAGCUAGAAUUUAUUUA